Messenger RNA from Micropterus salmoides (largemouth bass), 1544 nucleotides. Its product is annotated as complement C3-like. The record is from RefSeq and is a predicted model, not a curated record. Bases 183 to 1529 code for a protein of 448 amino acids. The transcript is spliced from 12 exons. Lineage: Eukaryota; Metazoa; Chordata; Actinopteri; Centrarchiformes; Centrarchidae.
GAGAGAGGAGAGGUUUGAUAAAUGUGUUAACUCUUGAUGUUCACUAUUGAAUUUUAUUUUAAUUCUAGACCCCUGAUGGUAUCAUUUUACCACAAUAUCAAGUCUCUUUGAAAUCAGGAAUCUACUCUGGGAGUUACAAGCUCGGAGAAAUUGUCAGUACUGGACUGUGGAAGGUGGUGGCAAUGUUCCUUACCAACCCACAGCAAAGAUAUUCUGCAGAGUUUGAGGUCAAAGAAUAUGUACUGCCCAAUUUUGAGGUGAAGCUGACGCUUGAGGUCCCCUUCUUCCACGUGGAUGACCAAGAACUCAUUAUCAACAUUAAAGCUACGUAUCUGUUUGGCGAAGAGGUGAAUGGAAUGGCAUAUGGAAUAUUUGGGGUUAUAUAUGAGGGUCAAAAAAAGAGCAUUCCCAGCUCUCUUCAGAGAGUGGAGAUCAAAAGAGGUAAGGGAGUGGUCAUACUAAAGAAAGAGGUCAUCAAACAGAACUUCCCAAACAUCUCUGACCUGGUGGGGAGUUCCAUAUACGUAACUGUCAGUGUGCUGACGGAGAAUGGUGGUGAAAUGGUGGAGGCAGAGUUAAAAGGUAUCCAGAUUGUCACAUCACCUUAUACCAUCCACUUCAAGAAGACACCCAAAUAUUUCAAACCAGGAAUGGCCUUUGAUGUUGUGGUUGAAGUUGUGAAUCCUGACGGCACUCCGGCAAAAGGUGUAUUAGUAGUUGUGGAUCCUGGCAAGCAGCAGGGCCUCAGUGCAGCCAAUGGCAUGGCGAGGGUUACCAUCAAUACAAACCAUGUGGUUGAACCACUGACAAUUGAUGCAAAGACCAAUGUUCCCGGCAUCAGCCAAGCAUCAGCCACCAUGACAGCUCUCCCAUAUACCACCAAAAGCAACAGUUACAUCCACAUAGGAGUGGAUGCAACUGAGGUAACACUAGGAGACAAUCUGAAAAUCAACCUCAACCUUAACAAUGAUGAAAAUGCACAAGACCACAUCACAUACCUGAUCCUGAGCAGAGGUCAACUGGUGAAAUAUGGCCGUUACCAGACAAGAGCACUGACAUCCAUGACAGUUAUCAUUACCAAAGACAUGCUGCCAUCAUUCCGCAUCGUAGCGUACUAUUUUACAAAGGACAAUGAAGUGGUAUCAGACUCUCUUUGGGUGGAUGUCAAGGACACUUGCAUGGGCUCGCUAAAAUUGGAAUCAUUAACUCCCUCUUCAUCCUAUAUGCCUGGCAAAAAGUUUGAACUGAAGGUCACAGGAGAUCCAGGAGCCACAGUGGGACUGGUGGCAGUUGACAAAGGCGUCUAUGUCCUAAACAACAAGCACCGACUCACCCAGAAAAAGGUAUGGGAUAUCGUGGAGAAGUACGAUACUGGCUGCACACCUGGUGGCGGGAGGGACAGUAUGAGUGUGUUUUAUGAUGCUGGGCUGUUGUUUGAGUCCAGCAGGGGUUCUGGGACCCCCUACAGACAAGGUGAAACUUCUUCACUCAGCAUCUCAGUUAUUUCACUCUUUAGCCUUGUAUUUUAGUUUACUACUUGAAGC